Messenger RNA from Funneliformis mosseae, 297 nucleotides. The record is from the annotation of a GenBank genome assembly. Lineage: Eukaryota; Fungi; Glomeromycota; Glomeromycetes; Glomerales; Glomeraceae.
AUGGAGGCGGGUACCUUAUCCACAUUAUCCAAAGGAAAAAGAAAAAUAGACUCGGAUGCAGAUGCAGAUAACUCAUCCACAUUGCUCAAAAGGAAAAAAACAAUAGUACAGAGGAAGCUUAGUCAAGAACAAGCAUUAUUUUGUGUCCCACCAUCUGUUACAUAUCCUUUGGAUACUAGUAAAUCACGAAGUACUAUGCACAUGGGAGGUGUAAUACCAGCAACUGUAUACAAUUGGACAGGAUUUUUUAUAACAAAUCGUACAGCUUUGAUCAAAAACCAAAAUUCAAUGAACUAG